UUUCACUGCACCACGUUGGCACCGUCGCGUAUAUAAAGAGCCGAAGCGUCUUACGAAGAAGCACAAGUACUACCACCAACCCAUCUGCAUCUCAGGCAAAGCUCCUCUUCAUCGUCUCGGUGCCCGUGUGACAGAGAGAUUAUGUAUACUAUUAAGGUGUUGGUGGCGGUCGUACUUUGUACGACAGGCACAUUGAGCGCACCCCAAAGAGUACCACCAGGUGGCUCGGAAAAAGAUGCGGUAAUUACAUCUCAGCAGCUCGAAGUCAACUUCGACGGCAACUAUGUCAACAACUUUGAGACGAGCAAUGGGAUCAGCCAUCAGGAAUCGGGCCAGCCAAAACAAGUGGAACAAGAGACGCCAGUAGUCUCGCAGGGUGCGGAUAAGUACACAGCACCGGACGGCCAACAGGUCAGCAUCAAUUGGAUAGCGGACGAGAAUGGUUUCCAAGUGCAGGGCUCCCACAUCCCCACGGCGCCGCCCAUUCCGCCGGAAAUCCUAAGGGCGCUGGAAUGGAACGCCGCUCACCCCGAGGAAGACGACGGCGGUCAGCGACCACCAGGAAGAGGUUAAUCAGCCCAACUUUACCUCAAACGUGACCUGAUUCCGAGCCAGCUUGCCAUGGACAGAACCGACCCCGAGCUUUCGAAACGCAAACACAAAUAAAAAUAAAUAUAGUGUGGUAUAUUAAUUAAUCUAGGAUACAAACGUAACACGAAGACAAGGCAUGAGACACCGGUCUAUAAUAAGCUAUGUACUCCCGAGAUGAUUCUUUAUCUUACCUUGUAUAGAUGAAAAAUAAAGCGCACUGUUCAGCAGUUCACCGAGGCAGAGAGAUGCCCCGUGCCCAGAUGCACGCGCGCCGUCUCCGCACGCAAGAAACGAGAACGACACGCGCGUGCGAACCAUUUACGCGUGCGUCCGAACGUUAAUAGUAUAUAUGUAUACUUAACUUGUGAUUUUUGUAUAUAAAUAAAAGCGUUUUGCCCAAG
Cyphomyrmex costatus is the source of this 992-nucleotide messenger RNA. RefSeq names its product cuticular protein 14 (gene CPR14). Gene Ontology annotation, molecular function: structural constituent of chitin-based larval cuticle. The record is from RefSeq and is a predicted model, not a curated record. Gene Ontology annotation, cellular component: chitin-based extracellular matrix. The transcript has 4 exons. NCBI's taxonomy places the organism in Eukaryota, Metazoa, Arthropoda, Insecta, Hymenoptera, Formicidae. Bases 142 to 573 code for a protein of 143 amino acids.